Didymodactylos carnosus is the source of this 441-nucleotide messenger RNA. The record is from the annotation of a GenBank genome assembly. NCBI's taxonomy places the organism in Eukaryota, Metazoa, Rotifera, Eurotatoria, Philodinida, Philodinidae.
CUGUAUCGACAUGCUCAACGUGAACAUAAAUUAGUAAAACAUCUUCAACAGUUGCUACAAUCUCGGCCGGAUAUAAUUGUACUACCCAUAGAUAAAGGUAAAGGAUUUUAUAUCGGCAGUAGAGCUUCAAUUGAAUAUAAAACCCAAGAAUACAUGGAUAAAACAGAAGCUUACAAAGAAAUUACCGAUGGUCGUUGCCCAUUAGCUGAUAGUUUACGUGCUGUACAAACUUUACUCGAUUAUCUUGUGAAACAAAAAACGAUUACAAAAAGACAACGGAAUAAGCUCUCACCCAACUUAAACAACUUAGAAUUAGCGCAUUUACAUACGCUGCCUAAAACACAUAAGACUGGAAUACCAUUACGACCCAUAGUUGCUGGAAUACAUGCCCCAGUAUCAUUGAUUUCGAAAUUCUUGAACAAUCUCUGCAAUCAUCCAUGA